Messenger RNA from Coccinella septempunctata (seven-spotted ladybird), 3563 nucleotides. RefSeq names its product heterogeneous nuclear ribonucleoprotein U-like protein 2. Lineage: Eukaryota; Metazoa; Arthropoda; Insecta; Coleoptera; Coccinellidae. The coding region runs from base 134 to 2962 and encodes 942 amino acids. The transcript is spliced from 14 exons. The record is from RefSeq and is a predicted model, not a curated record. Gene Ontology annotation, molecular function: protein binding.
UUGAAAGGAAAGCUACGCGACGCCAUUUGCAAUAUUACGCGUGGUUUUUUGGAAGCUGCUCUCGGCGGUUAUCGCUUGUGUAUUUGGAGACAGUUGAAUUUUUUAUGUUCGAAUAAAAGUUCCAAAUUAUAAAAUGAGCCCCACUAUAGAUCCAAGUAAGUUAAAAGUGAGUGAGUUGAGAGAAGAACUGCAAGCUCGAGGUUUAGAUACAAAAGGAAACAAGCCGGUACUUGUAAAGCGUCUCAAAAAAGCAUUGGAAGAAGAGCUCAAUAAAGAGUUACCAGAUACUUCAAUAGCUGAUACAUCUACUGAAGAUUUCGACUCUUCACGUGUUGAAGAAUCCAGUAAAAAUGAGGUUGAAGUUGAACCUGAAGCUGAGUCAGAGUCAGAAUCAAAGCCUGUGGCUGACCAAAAAGAUGACGAUGUAUCAUCACAAAUGACUGUUGAAGAGCCUAAUGACAGCUCUAAAAUUGCAGAACCUUCCGAUAACAAUGAAAACACAGAUGAUAAAGAAGAAGUACCUAAUUCUGAAUCUAAUGAAAAUAAAGAAGAAAUUCAGGAUGAUCAAGAAAAACAAGGAGAAUGUUCAGAGAGCAAUGAUGUUGAAAUGAAAGAAGUUUCCACAGAUGUUGAAGACAAUCAGAAGGGUGAGAAAAGGAAACGAACUGAUGAUUCAUCUGAGCAAAUUCAAAAGAAAAGACCCUUUAAAGUAACUGAAGAUGAACCAGAAAUAGAUCCUAGUAAAGUUCUUCUUAGUUGGUAUGAUUCUGAUUUACACUUGUUAGUUGAUAAACAAUCCUUCCUUUCUGCUAAGCCAUUACAUGAAGGGUUGUUUGGAUAUGCUUGGGCAGGUGUUCGAGCCACUCAUGGAAUUAAUUCUGGAAAGGUUCGUUAUGAAGUAAAACUCACACAAGAAAUGUCAUGGGAAGAUUUUACAAAUCAACGAAGAGAGAGACAAGAGAGAGCUAAAGAAAGGAGGGAAAAAGAGAAGCAGAGACUAAAAAGUUCCUCUGAUAAAAAUGACACAGGAGAAAAAGACUCCAAAAUUGAAGAGAAGGAUACUGAAGAAAAGCCCAAGGAUAUAAAAAUGGAAGUAUCUGAGGAGAAACAAAGCGAUGAGAAGCCUGUAGAUGUAAAAAUGGAAGUAUCUGAAGAAAAGACGAAUGAGGAGGAAAAUCCUACUGAUAUUAAUGACAAAGAUCAGACAAAUGAAACCGAAGAAAGUAAAGUGAAAACCGAAGAAACUGAUAUAAAACCUGAAGAAUCGACAGAACCUUCUCCAGUUGAAGAAAAUCAAGAUAAGGAAUCUUCUGAAUCAAAAGCUGAUGAAAGUGAGAAGUCAUCUGAAAAUAAGGUAGAGGAUGAGACACCAAAUGAAGAAAAGAAAGAAAAUUCUGAAAAGAAAUCUGAUGACCCCUCUACACCAAUUCUUACUCACAUAUUCAGAACAGGAUGGUCUGUUGAAAAGAGUAGUUUACAAUUGGGAGAGGAUAAUUUUUCAUAUGGGUAUGAAUCUACUGGUAAAUUAGUUGCCAAUAAAGAAUUCAAUGAUUUUGGGGGAUCUUAUAAGCUUGGAGAUGUUGUUGGUGCAUAUUUGAAUAUUUCAAAUGAAAAUGUAGAAAUGAGAUUCACUGUAAAUGGAGAACUACAACCAGAAGUGAAAUCAAUACCCCGCUCUGAAUUCCCACAAGAAAAUUUAGUCCUCUUUCCCCAUGUUCUGUCACGAAAUUUCAGUUUUGAGUUGAACUUGGGUUCUAAAGAGGAACCUUGGUUCCCUUGUCCAGAGGGUUUAGAAGAUUAUGCGUUCCUUCAGGCUGUAGAGGAUAAGAUCCAAGGUCCAGUAAGACCUGAGAAAAAGGAAGAAUGUGAGGUUAUAAUGAUGUGCGGUUUACCAGGAUCUGGAAAAACACAUUGGGUCAAUGAGUAUUUAAGAAGUAACAAUGAUAAGCUAACAAACGUUAUUGGUGCAACGCAUUUAUUGGAGCGAAUGACUGUUCACGGACAGCCUUUGAAAUCCACAUAUAAUGGGCAGUGGAACAUGCUUAUGGAAAAAUUGCAGAGAUGCUUGAACAGACUUGGUGAUAUCGCUGCUCAGAGGAGAAGAAAUUACAUACUUGACCAGACAAACGUGUUUCCAUCGGCCCAACACCGCAAAUUGCGGGCUUUUGAGGGCUUCAAGAGACGUGCUGUGGUUGUUGUAGUUGGUGAUGAAGAGUUCGCUAAACGCCAAUCUUUGAAGGAGGCAGCAGUCGGUAAAGAUGUCCACGAAUACACCAUUAUGGAAAUGAAAGCAAAUAUGGCCUUGCCAACCAAGGGAGAAUUGUUUGACGAAGUCCUAUAUUCAGAUUUGAAUGAGGAAGAGGCCAAAGCUAAAGUAUCUCAAUACAAUACCGAAGGGAAAACUGCAAUUAAUCAAAAAAAGAGGUUUAGAGAUGACAAAGGUCGAUUUUUCAAUCGUGCCCCCUAUAAUCGUGGAGGUAACUUUAGAGAUAGAGGACCCCCAAGGUACGACAGAGGACCAAGGGGUUGGGGUCAGUUACCUCCUCCAGGACGUAAUCCAAGAGACAGAAGGCCCCCACCUCCACCUGUGGCAGGAGGACGUGAUUGGAUGAGAAAUAACAGAGGUCCCCCAAGACCCGUACAUGACAGAAAUGUUAGGGACAGCAGACCGAUGAAUUUCAACAGAAAUCGUAACCAAGGCGGUGGUGGAAGGCCAAAUAACUGGCAGUCUGGAGGUAGCAGCUAUGGCCAGGGUGGAUGGGGCGGCCAGCAGGGUAAUUGGAGUUCUGCUAACCAAGGCUGGGGAUCUGGUUAUCAGCAGCAGGGAAAUUGGAACGCUAAUAGUCAGAACCAAUGGAAAUAUGGCGGUGGUAGCAAUCAAGGCUACAACCAACAAGGUUAUGGACAAAAUUGGAAUAAUUAUUAUGGCCAACAAUACCCUCAGAAUUGGUCGGGUCAAUAACUGAAGACAUUGAAAGGAUAGUUGAGGUUUUAAUUUUACUCAGGAAUCAACUAUACUCUCACAGAAUUUUUACACAUCUUUACAUUUAUAUCAAUUAAGUACUCUUGAUAGGGGCAAGAAUCAGUUGGGAGCUCCAAUCAGUAUGCACAGUGGGCUCAAUAUGCUCAACAGUAUGCCCAAGGACAAAAUGCAAAGUACACCAAUUCUACAGCUAAGAAAUGAAACCCCACCCGGAGGAAUAGAUAAAAGCCUUUAAUUUAUUCAUCUUUCAUCUUCUAGGAGUCAGAAGAUUUCCUUUAAUUUUAUAAUUGAUCGUUUCAUACUUUCUAAAUUGUUUGAUCUCUAAUCCUUAAGAUGUGUAUUUUUUUGUAAUAUUGUAAAAAUUGGUAAUAGGUUUAUUGAUUCUCACGGGGUUUGUAAUUUUAAUAUUGUAUAUAAAAUUCAAAGUACAAGUCAUUUUAGCUUGGUUUGUUUGAUGUUAGAGUGUACAAGUAUUAUAUUUUAUAUUUGAUUUAUUUCAUUAUGAAUUUCACUUAAGUGUAAUAUAAAAUAUCAGAUGAUGAUUGUAUUUACUUUAGUAUAAAGUAUAGACUUUUCCAGA